Engraulis encrasicolus (European anchovy) is the source of this 4334-nucleotide messenger RNA. It is a transcript of the gene terb1, whose product is annotated as telomere repeat binding bouquet formation protein 1. Gene Ontology annotation, biological process: homologous chromosome pairing at meiosis; meiotic attachment of telomere to nuclear envelope. The record is from RefSeq and is a predicted model, not a curated record. The transcript is spliced from 21 exons. Lineage: Eukaryota; Metazoa; Chordata; Actinopteri; Clupeiformes; Engraulidae. The coding region runs from base 461 to 3814 and encodes 1117 amino acids.
CCUGUUAGAAAUCUGUCAUCUUCAUCAUGACCAAAAUCCACCAAGCGCGUGACAGUGAGCCACCGCCGCGGCUCCCUUCUCUUGCAGUCUCCAGCGAGCACGCGCUCAGCUGUCACAUUCGGGGUGAAAUGUGCAGUGAUAAUAACAUAUUUGGCAAACAUCCUGAAUAGAAACUCGAUGUAUCUCGAUUAAUUUCUAACGAACGCUUGUCAGGGAUAUAACCGGAUAUAACCAAGCUAAUAUUCAAGCAGAACUAGCAUAAACGUUAUUUGAAAGACAUUCUUAGCACUGUGAUGAGCAGUGAUUGCUGAGGUAAGGUGAAAACCUGACGACCCAUUUGUCUGCAGAGAAGCCGAUGGUAGACAUUUGUGAUUCCAUGAUGACAGAUGAUAGAUCCUUACCUAGCCCACAGCUCUCCUCAAGGACACCAAACUGAUGUGUGUGUUUACCCAACGCCAAGAUGCAAAACGCGACGAAGACUGAUUUGAGUUUGUUGCUGGAGUGCUUGAAAUGCCAAAUGAAGUGCCCAGACUCCCAGAAACAAGCUCUUCUCACAAUUUCAGCAAUUUGUCAACAGAGUGGUGAAUAUGUGGAGUUUUUCCAGACUUUGGGAGGGAUGACGUUUGUGCAUAGCCUGUCCAGGUCAAGCCCCCAUCCUCAGGUCAGACAGACCGCUCUCUUCAUUCUCGGUGGCUUGGCUGAGUCUAAUGUCAACUGUAAGCGGGAUCUGUGUCAGAAGGAGACCUUUUUAGAUCUAAUGAGGAGUCUUGUGCCAGAGGUGCCCCUGACACAGAAGAGAGUGGCAGUCUACAUGGUGUCGGCACUUGUCUCCAAUAAUCGGAUGGGACAGGAGUUUGCACACACCUCAGACUGCAUAUACAUGCUCCUAGAGUUGUUCAGGUGUAGUUUUCCUCUGUCCCCUGACCUGAAGACGGGCUCUGGUGAGCAGGCUCAGUUGGCACAGCUCUGGACUGCUGUGUCCACGGCCCUGUGUGGCUGUGUCAACAAUCCCCAGAAUGACCUGAACCAGCGUGUGUGUAUGUCGGCGUUCCCUCUGGCCUGUAGCUGGCUGCAACAGAUGAGCCCUCCCCGCCCGGAGCUGCUCCAACCUCUCUGCUCCUUCAUCGCCAUGACGCUGCACAACAACAUUUGUGCUCAGGAGUACUUCUCCUCGGUGGGCGGUCUGGGGACCUUGUGUAUGAAUCUGACUGAUCUGACGGCUCAGAGCUCAGAGAGUCUCGACGUUCGCCACAUGGCCGUAACUCUCACCAAGACCCUGGCGGCCUGCAUCACAGACAACCCUGGUUUGGCCGCUGGCCUGUCUGGUAUGCAGCUGGUGCCCGUGCUGGUGCAGCUGCUGUCCUGCCCAGCCAUGGACCCCAGCGAGCAGCUCAGCAUCGUCAUCACACUGGGCCUCUGCACAGACUCCUCUGAGGAGUGCCAGGUUCAGCUGUUGGCGUGUGGGGGGCUGCCUCUCGUCAUCUCCCUCCUCACAGACACCCAGGACGAGGAACUCAAGAAGGCGGCAACCUUUGUCCUGCAAACCUGCAAGAAGAUCACUGGGAUGCUGGGCACAACUCAGGACUCCUCUAUUGAAGAGCAGCAGCAGCAGCAGCAGCAGCAGCAGCAGAGUAGUGCCCUGGAAGGCCACUGGAGAUCAGCCAAUGAGAUACUGCACAGGAUCAUCACCCUGGAGAAACAGCAACAGGCUGCAGCAGCGGAGCAGCAGUGGGAACGGGAUGUGGGGAAUUCCGCAGAUCAGCAGGAAGGAACUUUUGGCAUUCCGCAGGCUCCGCCCCCUCGGAGCCCGCCGAGCCCUCAGCUGCAGCAGCGCGCCGCUGACCCCGCCGAGGAAUUCUGGGAAGGGACGCCACUGCGCAAGGUCAGAGGUCAGCCACAGCGCAGGGUGAGGCCCAGGAAGGAGAGCGAGAGCGAGAGCGAGACCACGCACAAAGAGCGCCCUGUGCGAAGGGAGAUUUUCAGGAGUCCUCCAGAACAAAAGCUGCCCCUCCAGACCCACCCGGCUACCCUAACAGAUGAGCCGAACAGAGAGCAGGAAGGGGGGACCGAGAGGACGAAGGAAGGGAGGAAUAGAAGAAGAAGACAGGGAGAGGAGAAGGAAAGGAGAGAAGAGAAAGGGGAGAGGUGGACACAUGGGAGAGGAGGAGUAGGAGGAGGAGGAGGAGGAGGGGGAGAGGGUGACAGAGUGGCAGGAAGGAGAGAGAGAGACGAGAGAAGAGAUGGGUGGAGAGCGAAAGAUCAUGGAAGGAGAGAGAGCAGCAAACAGAGGGAUGAGGGAGGUAGAGAGAAGAAAAAAGAGAGGGAUGAAGAGGGAGGUACAGAGAGCAGCAGCACUCCGAGACAGAGACCUCAGACAGAGUUUGGAGAGAGGCAGAGAGGCAGGAGACGAGAGACCAGCGCUAGUCGGAAAGAGUGCGCUGUCCAGAGCGGAAGAGGAGAAAGGGAGAGGGGGAGCAACGUGGAAGAGCAGGAGGAGGAGAGAGAGAGCUGGAUAGAUGUGGAGAGUGAUGGAGGAGGAGGAGGAGGAGGGAGAGAGGAGUGGGCGGAGAGAGAGAAGAGUGAUGGGAGUGGCUGCAUUCCUGCCCAGAUAAGCCCCACCCCUCACACAGACACUUACCACGGCCAACCAGCAGAGGGAGAGCAGCACGGAGAGGGCUCAGCCGAGUUUGAGUUCAGGAGACCAGGCCCCCUUCUUGGCAGCACUGCGCGACUCAAGCCACGCCCUCCGUCCGACGAUGAGAUGUCGGUCUGCUCCGAGGUCCUGGACAGGGAGAUCCAGCGAGCUCUGCUUACCCCCGCCUCUUUUACCCAUAGUGCACUGCGAUGCUUUGGUUGUGUGUCAGGUGUGUCUGAGGUGAGCAGUCGCUCCUUCUUCGGCCUUCUGAGCUCCAGCCAGCAGAAGUGUGACCGUCACCUGCUCCUGCUCCACGCAGACCAGCAGCACAGGCAGCAGCUCAGGCGCAGACACACCCUCACGGCACACACCACCGGCACAGACACACACACACUCGCACACACCACCGGCGACACACACACCACCGGCGACACACACACACCCGACGCCAACACCACCGGUGACCCACACACUCUUGCACACACCACCGGCGAUACCCACACACUCCUACACUCCAGUGAUACAUACACAUACACACUCACCGACACGCACACCAGUGGCACACUGUCACUCACCAACACAUUGUCAAACAUCAGCAGCAGUGGCAGCGUUGACGUGUGCACCCCCGUAACAAGCAGGGCCACCACCACAAGCCCAGACACCUACACCUACACCCACGCCGACAGCUCAGCCAGCGAGAGCUCUUACUACACGGACACACACCGUGACAUAAACACUCUCGCGCCCACAGCCGGCCCCCCUGGCAACAAACCGGUUGGAGACCAUAGAGGUAGAGAAGGCCCCGGCCCUGGCCCUGGCACACAACUGUGGAGGGAGGAGGACAGCAGUUGCAGGGACAGCCACAGGGAUUACUGUUGCACAGAGGUAAACCUGACUCCCUUGAAGAGGCCCUGUGACGCGUCUGGAAGAGGACAAUGCAGAGAGGUGGAGACCAGUGAUGAUGAUGAUCGCUGGUCGGAGACAUCAGAGAAAUGCACUGGAAGGAGGCUGAGGCAGAACUUCAGUGUUGAGGAGCUGGAGUUUCUGCGAGAGGGCGUGCGGCGCUUCGGCCCGAGCUGGAACGCUAUCCUGUGGGCCUACCCCUUCCAGCCUAGCCGCACCAACACUGACCUGGCACACAAGUACCGCCGCAUGAAGAAAACAGAGGCAGCCAGCUGAAGCAGCCCACGGAAUAAGGACGAGAAACGAUGCACUGAACUUUAUUUAUUAUUUAAUAAUAAUUAUUCAAUAUUGAACAUGAACUUUAUUUUCAAUAUUUAGAAUGGAAUAAGGACGAGAAAAGAUGCACGAUUGCAACAAUGCAAUGAUAAACUUUAUUUUUUAUUUAUUUUAAUUAUUGAACAUGAAUUAUAAUAUGUCUUACAGGACUGUGCCAAUUUACUAUUUAUUGAAAUUAAUUUUAUAUUUAAAUUACACAUAGUAUUUAGCCUUCAUUAAUUAUACUGUUUGCUGUAUAUAGUUUACGGAAGAGAUUACUUAGUAGUAUCAAUAAUUUGCGCUCUAUUUAUUAAUUUAUUUAAUCUGGAUUGUUUACACUGAAUAUUGUAAAGAGUACCACUUCAGGUGGUCCUUGUCCUUCUUUGAGUUUAGUUUAGCUAAGUAAGGUUGUGUUGUAUAAGAAGAAGGAAAAUCUCCUGGAUAUCUGUAUCUGAAAUAAAAUGCAUAACAGCAAAUCCCA